AUGACGUUAACUACAAUGCAGCUACGGUACCCAGUACCGGUAGUAACAUUCAAAUAUUCCGACACGAUGAUUAAAUUAUUUCCAUCUCCAAUCCCGCACGCACAUCGGCACGACGUACACACCUCUUUCUUUUCUUUUUUUUUAACCCUUUUUUCCUUCCCCAUACCGUUCGUCUUUCCUUCAAUCCCUUCCUGUAAAUCUUCUUGUCGCACUAUAUUUUUUGGCAAUAUAUAUCUAAUUCCCGUUAUGGAUUUCUUUCUUCCUCCGCCACCCGAAACCUUUCUUUCCUUUCCCAUCAAAUUCUUUUCCGCUCUUACUUCAUUCUUUUCUUCUUAUUCUUUCUCCCUACCCUUUCUUCUUUUUCUCUCUUUCUUUUCUCAACUCGUCCAUCUAAUCAUUCUUUUCUUUCCUUCUCUUCAUUUUCCAUUGCUUAUUCUUGUCAUGCUUUUCUUUCUUCCUUCAAUAAUCAACACCUUUUUUUUCAUUUUUACCUGUGCCUUCUCAUUCCGCAUCUCUUGUUUUGUUUUCUACAAUUCUUUCUUUCUAUCGCUAUUAUUUUAUUCCAUAUGUCUCUCUUCAUUUUCUUCCUUUCUCCAUAGCAUCUUUCUUUCUUUCUUUCUUUCUUUCUUUCUUUCUUUCUAUUUUAACCCCUGCCUUCGUGUUUUCUUUCUUUCUUUCUUUCUUUCUUUCUUUCUUUCUUUCUUUCUUUCUACCCCUUUACCUUCUUUUUCUUCUUGUAAUUCUUUUUCUUCUUUGUUACGCCUUAAUUCCUUAUUCUUCCCAUCAUUUUCUUUCUUUCUCCGUGGCCUCUUUCUUUCCAUUUUUUCUUUUCUUAUUUCCUCCCCAUUCUUCUUUCCUUUUACUUUCCUUCCUUUCUUUUUUGUCCUUUCUCCCUUCCUUCCUUUGCUUUUUUCUUAUUCCCUCCUUCUUUGCUUUUCUUCGUUCCUUCAUCCUUUCUUGCCUUCUUUCUUUCUUUCUUUCUUUCUUUCUUUCUUUCUUUCUUUCUUUCUACCCCUUUUCCUUCUUUUUCUUCCUUUCAAUUUACUUUACAUUUUACCGUUUUUCCUACUUUUCCUUCAUAUAAUUCUUUUUCUCCUUCGUUACUGUUUCAUUUCUUAUUCUUCCCUUCAUUUUCUUUCUUUCUCCACGGCCCCUUUCUUUCUUUCUUUCUUUCUUUCUUUCUUUCUUUCUUUCUUUCUUUCUUUCUUUCUUUCUCUCGACCCCUUUACCUUCUUUUUCUUCCUGUAA
Messenger RNA from Acanthosepion pharaonis, 1248 nucleotides. The record is from the annotation of a GenBank genome assembly. NCBI's taxonomy places the organism in Eukaryota, Metazoa, Mollusca, Cephalopoda, Sepiida, Sepiidae.